CUCGGCCCCUGCUAGAGAGUGUUUAGCCAGUUAAUUUUCAUAUGCUCAAAGCAACCUGAAAGAAGCUCCCAAAGAUAAAAUGCCAAGUGAAAAUUCCUUGAUUUCUCAGGUACCACGGUUUUCCCAGUUUCCUGAACCAAGUUUUGCAUGGGCCUUUGAUCCUUUGGGAGACUCAGACAAGAUUCACAUAGGGCAUAAGAGAAACAAAAGGUGUGGGUUAAACAAAGGAAGGAUUAGGGCUAGGUGCUACUCUCUGGAGCCCUGGCUAGGAGUAGCUCAGCAGGAACACCGCCACACAUACAUUUGCUAGGUAAGCACUUAGCACUGAGCUAAGAGCUGCUGGUUUCAGCCAUAAUGGCUAUUGUUCCCAUGCUUACUAGGAAAAAGCAUUUAAAAUCUGUUUUGUCAAAUCUAGUUAUGUAUAGUGGGUUAGACCCUGAGAGACAAACAUAAAACUUACGGCUGAUGGGGAAAGGUAUGUGGUCCAAAGCAGAGCUAGGGAAACAUUUCUGUCAUAUUGAUAUAGAUUUGGUCUUUGGAUGGAAAAAGAGAAGAGGUGUGGGUGUUGUGUUUUCGGUCUGGGCUCAAAGGAAGCUGCUCAUUUCCCUCUGCCUACGAAUCUCCUACAAGAAUUUGCAGUAUUGGAAGGAAAAUGAGAAUGGAACUGGUCCCCGACCCCACUUGAAGAACAGGCAUGAAUGGUCAGGAGUGUGGCAUUCAUAGAAGCAGAGACAGGGUGGGUUUUGAGGCAUGUGACCUUAGGUCAGAAAGCAGGCAGAUUGAUUCCUGGCCCUGGUAUUGUCCUUCAGCUCUUUCCUCUUCAAAAGUCCCUUCCUUUCCUGACAAGGACAGCCUGGGGCAAGAGAUGUUGGCUGCUGCACUUCUGAAGGCCAAGUCCCAGGAUUUGGUAACAUUUGAGGAUGUAGCUGUGUACUUCAUCUGGAAAGAGUGGAAGCGUCUGGAACCUGCACAGAGGGACCUCUACAGGGAUGUGAUGCUGGAGAACUAUGGGAAUGUGUUCUCACUGGAUGGUGAGUCCAAAACUGGAAAUGACCAAGCACUCUCUGAAGGCAUGGGGUCACAUGAGAUGAUACUGGGACGAUUGCAAACGGAUGUUUCUCAGGGUCUUAAGUUUGAAGAAGCCUAUGAACAAGAAGUCAGUCUGAAGAGACAGCUAGGGAACUCCUCUGUUGGAAGACUGAAUAGGAAAAUACAGGAGUUUCACCAAAUGACAGUUGAGGAAAAGCUCACCCACAUGGGACAAAGAAAUGAGAAGUAUAAUGAGUUUGGGAACAGUUUCACCAUGAAUUCCAAACUUAUUUCACAUCAGAGAUUUCCCAUGGGAGACAGACCCCAUAAGUGUGAUGAAUGUAGCAAGAGUUUUAAUCGAACUUCAGACCUUAUUCAACAUCAGAGAAUUCACACUGGGGAAAAACCAUACGAAUGUAGUGAAUGUGGAAAGGCCUUCAGCCAGAGCGCACAUCUUAUUCAGCACCAGAGAAUCCACACUGGAGAGAAGCCCUAUGAAUGUAAGGAUUGUGGGAAGACCUUCAGUUGUAGCUCUGCUCUCAUCCUACACCAGAGAAUCCACACUGGGGAGAAACCUUAUGAAUGUAACGAAUGUGGAAAAACAUUUAGCUGGAGCUCCACUCUUACUCACCAUCAGAGAAUCCACACUGGCGAGAAGCCCUAUGCUUGCAACGAAUGUGGGAAGGCUUUCAGUAGGAGCUCCACCCUUAUUCAUCAUCAGAGAAUCCACACUGGAGAGAAACCCUAUGAAUGUAAUGAGUGUGGGAAAGCCUUCAGCCAGAGCUCACACCUCUAUCAGCACCAGAGAAUCCACACUGGAGAGAAGCCCUAUGAAUGUAUGGAAUGUGGAGGGAAGUUUACCUACAGUUCAGGCCUUAUUCAGCAUCAAAGAAUCCACACAGGGGAAAAUCCCUAUGAAUGUAGUGAAUGUGGGAAAGCCUUCAGGUAUAGCUCAGCUCUUGUUCGCCAUCAGAGGAUUCACACUGGAGAGAAGCCUUUGAAUGUAAUGGGUGUAAGCAGAAAUUCCGGAAUUUCUGCUGAAUUAAACAUCAGAGAAUCCACAUGAGAGAGCCAUAUGCCAUUUUCCUGACUCCCUGAGUCUAAAGAGCUCUUGCCUUACUUUAUUAUAUAGGGCCAAUUUAGAAUGUGUCCCACCUCCAACCUUUCACUCAGAGAGUGGGGCGGAUUAGGAAAAACAUCCUGGCACAGUGAUCAGCAGGAUUUCCCAGGAAUGGUUACCAGUCUUGAAAAAUUGUGAGGCAAGUAGCAAAUUAAGCACUGGGAAAAGAAGGAAGUUUGGGGACCAGUCACCCCUUUUGGGGAAGGGGUUUGCACUAAACCAAUUUUCUCACACCAGAAGAGCCUUUCUUUCCAAGGUGGGGAUGGAAGCUUAUUAGCAACAAAAUUCCAAGGAUUCCACUAGUUGGAGUCAGUCUGGUAAGCACAACAGGCAGAGGGAAGAAUAUUCUGGGUCAUCAUAAGUUCUAGGAAGGGAAACAAGCUGUAUUUCUUUCUUUUUUGAGACAGGUCUUACUAUGUAGCCCUGGCUGUUCUUUUCACUGUGUAGACCAGUGAGCUACACAUAACUCUCUGGCCUUGAACUCAGAGAGACCUACAUGCUUUUGCCUCCUAAGUGCUGGGAUUAAAGGCAUAUUCAACCAUGCCAGGCCCCCAGAGGCUGCAUUUCAAAGCCAUUCCUCUAAUCCAGCUUUAAGAUUGGACAAGGAAUAUGCUGCUUUGGCAUAUGAAUCAUGAAUUCAGGAAACUUGGUGCUGAUGGGUUCAUUUUAUUGGGGGAGGGGGACCCCAGCUAGGGUUUCUGUAGUGACUAUCCUCGGAGCUCUUGGAGCAGUGAUAACAUGUUUUCAAGAGCAGUCUGGCAAUAUUGUAGGCAGACCCCACAUCCUCCCUUGUAACAGGACUGACUGGAGAUCUCAUCGGAGCAGUAAAUAACCUGAGGUAGAUCAGCAUUUACUACUGGCCUGACUCCUGUUCUCUCUUCUUCCUGUUCCUGUGGUAAAAGGUAAUUUGAUAUCAACCUCUAGUUAUUAAGGAUGCUGUCAGGGAACUCACCUACCCAGCUUGUCCUACCCUCACCUCUAACAUCUGGCCCCAGCAGCUGGACCUCUCUGGAGUACAUCUGACUUCAGCUACUUCGGAGUACAUAAACAGUAAAGCCAGAGAGGCAUUGAGGCCCAAGCUUGGCAGCUGGGCUCCUUGCUGGGUAUGGGUUGUGCUCCAACCAACAGAUGACUUUCCAUAUUUCUCUAACCCUGCUCAUCCUGUAGCUUAAAGGAAAUACACUGUUAAACAGAAUAGUUUUUUCAGAAGGGGAGAUGUAGUGGGCAUUUGUAUAGGAAUCAAAGUUUUGUCAGUUAAAACAGCACAGUAACUAUAAAUGGAAUCCAAAAGUAUACUCUGAAAUUUGUCUUUGAUAACCAUUUUUGGGUCACAAAUGUGAGGUUUUCCUGUCCCACACAGCCCUCUCAAACUCUUGCAGACAUUAUUGCAGACCAUAUAAACGUGCAGCUAUUCCCACCUUCAUACCAAAUUAGAAUUUUGUGAGCUGUAGAUCAUUUUGUGUGGUAGACUGAUGACGAAAACUAAA
This is a messenger RNA of Peromyscus leucopus (white-footed mouse), 3636 nucleotides long. It is a transcript of the gene Znf3, whose product is annotated as zinc finger protein 3. The transcript is spliced from 4 exons. Gene Ontology annotation, biological process: central nervous system development; regulation of transcription by RNA polymerase II. The coding region runs from base 695 to 2095 and encodes 466 amino acids. Lineage: Eukaryota; Metazoa; Chordata; Mammalia; Rodentia; Cricetidae. Gene Ontology annotation, cellular component: nucleus. Gene Ontology annotation, molecular function: DNA-binding transcription factor activity, RNA polymerase II-specific; RNA polymerase II cis-regulatory region sequence-specific DNA binding. The record is from RefSeq and is a predicted model, not a curated record.